This is a messenger RNA of Seminavis robusta, 1401 nucleotides long. The record is from the annotation of a GenBank genome assembly. NCBI's taxonomy places the organism in Eukaryota, Bacillariophyta, Bacillariophyceae, Naviculales, Naviculaceae.
AUGGUUGCGUUUUGCCAGAUCUGUGAGGACAUCGAAUAUCUCAGGCACAACCAGAACUUCGACACCCUUGACCAAUUUGCAUCUGAAAAUCCACCACAGGACGACGACACGAAACCGCCCAACACUCCGAGACCGAAUACCAUCGCUCCCUCUGACACUCUGGCUCCAUUGGAUCCAUUAGAAGAGCCACUAAAACCGGGCGAAAGGGGAGCCAAUGGCGAGGUUGGUGCGGGAAAGACGCCGACUUACAUUGCUUCAAAAAAUGGAUGGAUGUUCGGAAUCCAGCAAGCCCUUGAGGCUGUUCAACAAAUAAUGACGGGAUUCUACGGAACAGAAUGCCCAGCAGAACCCCUCAUUGGUACGGCCUGUGCAAGCGUAAAGACCGCUGGCUUUAUUAUUGCCCUCGGUGCUGUGGCCGCUGCCAAAAGGAUCUACGACUAUGCUGAGUUUCGGUACAUUCAAGACGAUACAAUUAGUGAUUCCCAGGUUGCUGAGAUGUAUGAGAACACGAGAAAAACCUUCACGAAUCAAAAGAUCCUCCACCAGGGCCUUAUCGACCUGGGCACGCUGAAUUCAGAUGUCCAAGCGAGGACAAAUGGACAGUUGGCCACACUUCAAGCUGGAGUGAAUACGGCUGUGGCCAAUACUAACAGUAUUCUUAACAACAUCGAAACUCACAACAGCAACCUUAGGCAAGGUCUUGAUUAUAACUUCACUGCAGUUACAAAUGGUCUUGCCACGACACUGACGAACACUGAAUCGCUUCUAAGUGAUGUUCAGCAGUUGUUGCAAGAAGUCGGACGGACCAGCGCUCCCACCGCGGACCCCGCUGCUCGUCGAUUGCUGGAAGAAGAUCAUGCUGCAGAUAUGCCUACUCGUAUUUCGUGCGGCUUCGAUGUGCCGAAUACUUCAGAAGACAAGAAGACGUUGUUCAUCUCUGAAGGAAGGAGGAAGAAAGAGGACACUGGCGUCCACUUGAAGCUUGAGAACUCUUGCACGAAGGGUCUGAAGGUUGAUGUUUCGGUCUACAGCAACGAGUUGGAAGAGUCGACCUCCGCUCUCGUGGCAGCGUCGACAGAUAUCCAACGGGGAAUCCAAACUCCGAAGAUCCACUUGUCCCCAAAUAUCUGUCAGGGUGAUGAUUUCUCGUGUGUCUCGACAGGAUCAACGAACAAACGCAUCUAUACAAUUCAUGUGAGGGCCGCAAACGAGUUGGGAACAAUGGAUGAAGAUAUGUGCCGCGUCGUUGUGGCACCCGAAGCUGGCGACAGCAGAAACGAGUCAAGGGAGCUGCGUGGGCAACAGGCAAGCCAUCAUAUGCCAAGAGACGAGAUAGAGGACCCAACGUUGGAAGAUUUUGAAGUUGGUAGACUAUCCCUUCUUCGGAUGUCUGCGUGCUAG